Apiotrichum porosum is the source of this 3210-nucleotide messenger RNA. RefSeq lists its product as uncharacterized. The record is from RefSeq and is a predicted model, not a curated record. Gene Ontology annotation, molecular function: calcium-activated cation channel activity. Bases 1 to 3210 code for a protein of 1069 amino acids. Gene Ontology annotation, cellular component: plasma membrane. The transcript has 8 exons. NCBI's taxonomy places the organism in Eukaryota, Fungi, Basidiomycota, Tremellomycetes, Trichosporonales, Trichosporonaceae.
AUGCCGUCCCGGAAACGCGGGUCGCACAAGGCGCGGCUCACUCUCGAGAAGCGACACUGGUACACCUGCGAUGGUCGGACGUUGAGUUGGGAAGACUCAUGGUACACCCAGCCGUUCUACACUGCCAGCGAAAGCCAUUACGACUCUGCAGCGUCCACCGGACCCGUCAACCCGCCGCAGAGUGUGCUCGCCACCAUCGCCGCUUGCAAAGCCCAAACCAUGACAGGAGCUGGUGUAACCAACAGGCCCAGCUUGACCGAUUCUGGCACCGUCUCCUCGUCAACCAACGCACUGGCCACCGUUGUCUCGACAGCGCCGCCGGGGCCAUCAUCCGCAACAGGCACCUCCAGCUCCGUCGUCCAAACGUCUGCAGCGACGGUACCGACAACCACACUCCAGCUGUCCUCGGGCGCGACCACUCUUGCUUCCUCGGGCGUGUCUUCCUCGACUGCCUUCCCCACAGUCUCUUUUGUCACAGGCGCUACACAACAGUCCUCCACCACCUCCCUCGCCGCCGUCAACUUCCAUGCGGGCACGUGGGAUUCGCAGGCACAGGGCGCGGCGUUCGCCGGCGCAGUGACUCUCCUGGCGGGCGGCCUUGUUUGGGGUCUGUGGGCGGUCUUGCGGCCGCGCAUUCCUGUUCUCUAUGCACCGCGCAAGUGGUUUCUACUGCCAGGCUCCCGUCCAUCAGCACCGACGCUUCGGGCAUUCUUCACUCCCUUCCUGCACCUUCCGUCACUCUCUUCCACGACAAGUGAUGCCCAUGUCACGCCUCGUGUCACUUUGGCCGUUCUGGCCAUGUCGACCGUAGCUACAGUGUUGAGUCUGGGAGUCUUCCUUCCACUCAUGGUUGCCGGCGUCCCGCACUUGGCCGCCACUUCGCCUGCCAACUCGCGUGGCGGCCAUUUUGGCUCACUUACCGACUUGUCACUCCUCCGUCUCUUGAAUGCCUUGGAUCCCAGCCCAGAUUCGCCUGCCACACGGGCCCUCCUUCUGCACCAUAUCCGAGAUCUCCCUUCUACUAUUACCCCAGCAAUAGGCACGGCCCGCGCUCGCCUCAUUACCAUCUUGGUUCUCACCGCAACAGUAUGGGUUGGGGGAUCGCUGUUUGUCAUCUCGCGCGUCUACCGCGACCUCGUCAGAUACGGCGACCGCUUUGACGAAACGUGCGAUGGACAAGACAUGGUCUUUGUUCCCUCUGAAGGCUCGUCGUGGCGGGGGAUGACUGAGACUGGCAUCCGCCGACGCCUCGUAAAGGUCCUCUGUCCUGAGGACGAGUGCAGUGUGGCGGGCGUCUUUGCCGUAAACCACUUGCUCGCCGUCAAUGAGCUCGUCCGAGAGCGUGAACAUGUGCUCGACGUUCUCGAGACUGCCGAGGCCAAGUACAUCAUGUCCUUCCCACUACUGCCACCACCCGUUCCAAGGAACAUGGGCGACACGACCGUCUCAACUCCUGGCACCGCAAUCGGCACCUUGUCCACCGCCAUGUCCUCCACGUCCGAACCCAACAUCGCCGACUUUACUCCAGCGGGUCCCAAGGGGUCCGCAUUUCUGGAAGUCGCCCAGCGCAAGUCGGUUAUUGACAACAAUGGUCGUCUCCACAUUGGUCAAAAGGUGUUCCAGGAUGCUGACGGCACCUUUCUCCCCGCUCCUGGCGGCAGUAGCCCAGCUGGAUCCCGCAGAGUGUCCAUUGUGCCCAGUCUUCCGAGUCCUACCCACUCGGACCGCACGAGCGCCCACACAUCAGCGUCCGUGUCACGUCCUACCUCGCUGCUACUCCCCCGCGAACUCGCCAAGCUCAAAGCAGACGUCACAUGGACCCGCUCCCGCCUCCAAAAGCUGAAUGCCCGAACGGAAGCUGCGCAAAGGAAGAAACUCCAGAGUUCGACUCAGGGUGACGAGACGGCCGUCGGCUGGAUCAUUGUCGGCCGCGGUGUUCGGACGCUGCCCAACGCACUCGAGAUCCUGGGUCGUUCUAAGGAAGACAUCAUCUGGGACAACCUCGGUGCGACAGGUAGUCUUCGGACAUUCUGGUACAAGGUCGCUGGCAUCACUGCCGUUCUCCUUGCAAUUUCCCUUCCUUUUAUUGGACUUGCGGUCGCCAGUGCCCCAGGAUUUUCACACUACCUUGUGUUCCUCAAGCCGCUCAGCAACACCAAUGGGAUUGGAGCCGGUAUCGUCGAGGGAUUCGUUCCUGCUGUAGUGCUUACCAUUGCGUUCAUUGCGGGUGCCGUUUUGGUGAAACGUUGUGCCACCAAUGUACAGCAAGCUCGAGCAGUAGGUGAUGGCGCUGUCUUCAUUUUAAACCUCGCACUGGUUGUUCCCGGUCUGAUGGUCCUCCGACCUAUCAGCUUCGUCAAGUGGCUGUUGAAUAAACGCAAGGCUAUCACUCCACGACAGCGAUUCUUACACUUUGACCUCACCGUGACGGUUGCUCCUCUGCUAGCCGCCUUUUUCCAACUUUCAGCCCUCGGCGGCGUUUUCCCUCUACUGGUGCUCCCGACCCUGAUCUUUGCCUACCUCACUCUGGUUGCUAGCUGCUGGCUCGCCACACGCGUGUUCUGUCUGUCUCAUGGAGGCCCGUCGGACGGCAGCAUGGCUCGGUGGGCGGUUCGUCGCCUUGGCUGGGCUGUUGGCCUACAACCCGCCAUCUUCGGCCUGGUCCUCCUCUCACGCAAUGAAUGGACCAUCGGUGGCGUUGGUGUCGGCGUCGGCGCUUUGGCACUUGUCAUGUCCGAACUCGUCACCGUCGUCCUUCAUCGACCUCAGAAGCAGCCCAGGUUCCCUCUUGCCGACUUUUCACGGACCCCACUUGAGGACGAGACCAAGCAUCGCCGAUUCGGAUCGGACCACUCAAUGCUCGCUGCCCUUCACGAUCUACUCCCUGGUCUGAGCCGUCUGCCGAACGAUAACCCCCUCCCACUAUCCACCGACGCCAUCGAUGACCUCCAGUCCACCAGGCGGGCAAUGUAUGCGUCGCCGCAAGCAGCCAGGACGAACAAGAACAUGCCGUGCGGUCCAAGCAUCCAGGUGAUUGGUCCUGCCGACGAGUCAAGGGGUCUUAUCUACGCACCCGACCUGCUGGCGCCCAUACCGGAUGUGUGGCUCCCGCGAGAUCCCGCCGGUGUCGCUCAGCACGAAGCCGACAACCUCGCUGGCGAGGGCUUGGUGGCAGUGAUUGACCCAAUCGAGUUUUCAGAUUACGAGUAA